GAGACAGGAGGGGAGAGUCAGAGACACGGAGAAGAAGAAGAGGAGUGAGAGAGAGAGAGAGAGAGAAGGAGAGAAUGUCUGCUGAGAGGGUGGCUCUCGUUCCUCGUUCACAAACCGGCCCUCGCUGAGACACCAUGGGCUGUAUCGGCUCCCGCACCAUCACGGCGGACGCAGUUCCCGUUCGGAAAGAUGGGGAGCAGCAUGGACGUGCCGAGUUUUCCUGGGAAGGAAUCAAUGUGGCAGUGGAUGUGAGAGAUGAUAACACACUGUCCAUGGAGGACACCACCUCCAUUUUGCCCCGUCUGAAGCGGAACUCCAACGCCUAUGGGAUUGGGGCUCUGGCUAAGUCCUCUCUGACAGGUGUGUCAGGUGUUACCAGAUCAAUGAAGGACAAAGUGACCAAGCCCACUGCCAUGGCUCAGGGUCGUGUGGCCCACAUGAUUGAGUGGCAGAGCUGGGGUAAACCAUCCGCAGGGCCAGAAGGGGGAGCGGGACGCUCCAAUCUGAACCGUGAGAGGGAGAGACGGCUUGAAAAUGAUGCCUAUAGUGACCUGAGUGAUGGAGAAAAAGAGGCACGAAUGGCAGCGGGCAUUAUGCAGCAGUUUGCCAUUUCUGAGGCCACACUCUUAGCCUGGAACUCUAUGGAAGCAGAGAGUCUCUGUGCCGACUCCAAUCAGGGCAGCGUGGCUCACCUCAGUGAGGUUAACCAGGAGAGCAUCACCAGCAGAGACCAGCCGUUGCAUCAUUCCUCUGCAGAAAUGUGGCCUCACACCUAUGUCUCUCAAGGCCUUUACUGUCUCUCCUCCUCUGACGCGUGGGAGCCAAUCAGCAAUGAGCCCUCGGGUGUGGCUUCUCCCGCUGCUGGCUCUUAUAUCAUGGGGGGCGGGGCUUCGGGAGAGGGUUAUGAUGGCUCCACCCACUAUUUACCACAGCAGCAGCUGACACUGCAGCAGCAGAACCACCUACAGCAGCUCCAACAGUAUCAGCAGUACCAGCAGCAGCAGCAGCUCCUGCAGUAUCAACAGUCUUUGGAAUAUCGACUGCACAGCGCCUCCCACUCUUUACAAGCCACGCCCAACAGCACUAUUCACAGUUUGGGCCCGCCCACUCACCCGAGACUGGCUGACCUGUGGGCGGCAGCUCAGGUAGAGCCUCAUCAGGUGGAGCUGAUGGGACACGUGGGCAUGACCAUGGCCGAAAUGGGAAUGGCAGAAGUGUACGGUGAGGAAUCUGGUGUGGAGACCGAAUGCAUCCCGGAGCAGCAAGAGGAAGAGGAAGCUAAGGAGGAUGACAUAACACUCACCCUCGAACCCGAGCAGACAUCCGUAACUACCGCCCUGACCCCCCCGCCUCAAAGAGAGGACUCCACCCCACCUAGGGGCAUGAGCCCAGGGCAAGCACCAGCACAGCCAGUGGCUGAGCACAUGACCUACGAGGUCACAUCCUGCGUCGUCCAAUCGCUGGAGGAGAAGGAAGAAGAGGUGGAGGAUGGGGCUGUUGUCGUUGUGGCAACCAACUGACAGUUCAAAUCGAGCUGCAGCUGUAAGAACGGAGUGAGGAACAAAAUAAACAACAAAACUGUCUGUGAAAUAAUCAACCAGUUAAGCUAUUGUAUACACCGUUUUACCCCAGAUGUGUACUCGUACGGACUGUCACAUCAGGAACAGAUUUAUUCGUUAUUAAACACCGAAAGAACACGCUCUGAGCGCCGGGCGCAUAUAAAGACUAAACGUGGGAGAGCGUCAAAGCCAGGAUGAUGCAUUACAUGUGCUGCUGCUGCUGCUGCUGUUUUAUGGCGGGAGUGCUGGAGUCCAAGGCUGCUUGCGAAUGAAAACGAAGAGUGCAAUACUGAGAAAUCAAUACAACCAAAAGAAAGUGCAUGCUUUUUUUUUUUUUUUUUUUUUUUGGAGUAUUUAAGUGACUGAAUUAACAGUAUCCACAUAGUAAUAAUAUAUAUUGAUUUUUGUAAUAAAACUAAAAGCCAAUGAAACAAUAUGUAUUUGUAUGUAUAUAUAAGAUGUAUGUACUGUAUGUAUGUUAGUAUGAAUGUAUGAAUGUAUGUGUCUUUAAAAGUAUAUUCUGAAAAAAACGUUACGAAUUUGCCGUUUGCGUGAAGUGUCCCUAUGUACCUCCGACACAUUCGCACACACACUUACACAAACACUGAUGCACACACACGUACACACCCUGGAAAACAUGUUUUUGCUCUUAAUAUAUCCAAGCACAAUACUGCCCAAAUGGAAACAGUGCUGCCCUUUUCAACAUCCUAACUGUAUUGUUACUAAGACUUAUGCACUACUAUGGACAUAAACGAAUGUAUUGCCUAUCUUCUUAGCGACAGCCCGGUUCUGUCCUCAAGUUUUUGUUUUCUUCUGUUGUACUUCAACGUUUUUUCUCAUCGAUGUCUGUGUUUAUCUGCCUGGCUGAGCUACUCAAUGUUGAUUUGCACUGAACAACAAAAGGAAAACUGAAGAGUCAUCGUCGUCAUUCCGGAAAGUUCCAUUAAUCUUCUCAUGCAAAAAGAGGAGUAAACUUUGGAUACUUUUAAACCGUUGAGUCUGAGACUACGGGAAACCAAACUGGGAAUCCCAAAGACAACUCAUGGGUCCAUUUUUGGUGAACUAACAUGUAGAAGCCAUUUAUGUCAUGCAUAUUUUCCAUGUUAUUUACAUUAUAGCUUUCCCUGUAGCUAACAUAAUGCAAAGAGAUAAACUCUCAUUACCUCAGUAAAAUCAUGUGGUAAUGGGCUAGAUGACAUGUUCGGUCACAGUAUGUUUUUGUCAUGACAGACCAUACGACUGUGGAAAGAAGUGAAAAGAAGGUGCUUUUAUGGUUAAUGCUUGCAGGCUUUCCACUAAUUAUUUAAUAAGCUGUAAUUGAAAUACCCGCUGCAGAAAGAAGUGCCCUCGACUACUAGCGUGGACAUCUCAAACCUGUGUCGAAACUUACAUACGUUCCAAAAGAGAGUGAGAGAAAAAAAAAAAACCUUUUGGAUGUGGCAACAUGGCAUUUGGUUUAGCAAAGAUUUAUAUUCUUUGAUGAUUUUGAGAGUUUUUGAUUAAUGCCGUUAUGCAAUGCUGAGGCAACAUUUAUUUUUCUAUACUAACGAGGCCUGCGAGUUGUCAUUCUUUGUGAUAUUUCAAACAUCGUAGGACUAGCGUCUGCCGGAUGAGAGUCAUUUUCACAGAUCUAAUGGCUGUGUUUGGAACGAAAUUCGAGAGCAGGCGAAAUGAGAAAGAUUGAAGUGGAUGAUCUCUUGUGUUUAAUGAACAAAAUUACGUUCUUUGGGAAGUACACUCUCAGCAUCUUCAGUGUCAGAGCUCUUUGUGAAAUGUCACGUUAAUAGCUGACAGCAAUGAUGUCACAAGGUCAUAUUUCUGUCAUAUUCUGUGAAAUAUGAUGCAUUUAGUGCAGAAUGGCAAUGCGGUGAAAUCAGAAAUGGAGUUCUGAUUAUCGAGGAAUAUAAAAUAAAGCUAGGUAUAGCGAUCUUGCAGUUUCUUCAACUUCAUUCGGUGUCAUCCUGUAACCUCAUUCAAAUCAUGUGCGUUUUAAUGUGCUGUAAAUAAAAUCCUUAUUGUGAA
This is a messenger RNA of Onychostoma macrolepis, 3581 nucleotides long. RefSeq names its product family with sequence similarity 131 member Ba (gene fam131ba). The transcript has 10 exons. Bases 135 to 1520 code for a protein of 461 amino acids. The record is from RefSeq and is a predicted model, not a curated record. Lineage: Eukaryota; Metazoa; Chordata; Actinopteri; Cypriniformes; Cyprinidae.